Messenger RNA from Pongo pygmaeus (Bornean orangutan), 4657 nucleotides. It is a transcript of the gene GPSM2, whose product is annotated as G protein signaling modulator 2. Bases 2151 to 4202 code for a protein of 683 amino acids. Gene Ontology annotation, molecular function: G-protein alpha-subunit binding; GDP-dissociation inhibitor activity. Gene Ontology annotation, cellular component: cell cortex. Gene Ontology annotation, biological process: establishment of mitotic spindle orientation. The transcript is spliced from 15 exons. Lineage: Eukaryota; Metazoa; Chordata; Mammalia; Primates; Hominidae. The record is from RefSeq and is a predicted model, not a curated record.
GGCUUUAUUAUGUUUUACAGCUGGGGAAGCUAAGACUAAAGAAGAUAACUCAUUCAAGGUCAAUCAGCCAGUAAGUAGCAGAAUUGGAACUCAAACCCAGGUCUAGUUUGAUGACAAAGCUGUUCCUUUAAGCAAUUUGCCAUAACAUGCACCUAAUGGGAAAUGUUGCUUGGAUCACUGGUUAUGGCCAUCAUUCACAGAGAUACUGAACCCAGAGUUUUCUUUAACAUAGCCUUUACCCUGUAGAAACAUUUAAACUUCAUUUCAGAAGAGAAAUAUCUAUUUGAAAAAUAAUCUAAGUAAAUUCAUCAGAUGCUUUACCCCAGAGAGACUCUGGUCUUGGUAUUUUGGUUUUUGUUGUUGUUUGAGACGGAGUCUCGCUCUGUCGCCGAGGCUGGAGUGCAGUGGCGUGAUCUCGGCUCACUGCAACCUCCGCCUCCUGGGUUCAAGCAAUUCUCCUGCCUCAGCCUCCCGAAUAGCUGGGAUUGCAGGCGCCCGCCACCAGGCACGGCUAAUUUUUGUAUUUUUAGUAGAGACGGGUUUUCACCAUUUUGACCAGGCUGGUCUCCAACUCAGGUGAUCCGCCCGCCUCGGCCUCCCAAAGUGCUGAUACUACAGAUGUGAACCACCGCGCCCGGCCGGUAUUUUGUGAAGAACAAACUACAAGGUGACUACUAUUUUGGGGUCACCUUGACAUGGAGGAGAGGUGAAUGGAAAUAAAACUUAUUCUUCCCAGUGUCUUUAGAAUGUAGGCGCUGAAACUGAGUAAAACUGCCACCCAAUUUUCCUGGGAACAAGCGAUUCUGUAGUCAACAGAAGUUUGCUUUUUCAACAGCUGGAAACGCCAGGGUUGUGGCACAGCCUUAAGAACUGAGGCUGCCUUGUUUAGACUUUCACACGGUCCCUCUGUUCCUUCCACAGAGGCCUCUUUUUCUUCUACAUCCCGCAUCUGCCGCUUGGGACACUGAUUCUGUAGCGCAGCACCAAGUCUUCCAAAAAGGCGGCGCUGGUUUUGCGCUCCUUUUUUAAAGGGAUCUAGGCCGGCCUCUAUCUGAACUCUGUACGAUGUUUUUUGUUUGUUUUGUUUUGUUUUUGAGAUGGAAUUUCGCUCUCGUUGCCCAGGCUGGAGUGCAAUGGUGCGAUCUCGGCUCACGGCAACCUCCGCCUCCCGGAUUCAAGCGAUUCUCCUGCCUCAGCCUCCUGAAUAGCUGGGAUUAAAGGCAUGCGCCACCACUCCCGGCUAAUUUUGUAUUUUUAGUAGAGACGGGGUUUCUCCAUGUUGGACAGGCUGGUCUCGAACUCCCGACCUCAGGUGAUCCGCCCGCCUCGGCCUCCCAAAGUGCUGGGAUUACAGCCGUCAGCCACUGCGCCCGGCCAACUCUAAACAAUAUUUAUUGCUCUACUUUUUAGUGUCUGAAGAAGAAAGAAGAGGACAGGAAAGAAACUUCAAACUGAGGGUUGAGGACACGUCCCGGAGCAGAGAAGGACCAAGCUGCCAAGUCCCCCGUCACCUCGACACGCAGAUGGUUCGCCAGGACUGCGAAGAGGGGGGCAACCAGCGCCCCGCCCCGCCCCGCUGCGCCGCCCGCCAUUGGCCGGUCCGAAAGACGCGGGGCGUUGUCAGUUUGAAUGAGAGCGCCUGGAGCCGGGGCGCAGGCGCAGAGGAGGGCGGCGUUGAGGCCGACGGAGCGGUGGGACCCCUAGGUGGCGGAGGGACGCUCCGGCGAAGCGAGGGGCGCUACGAGCUCUGGCCCACGUGACCUGCCGGGGGCGGGAACAGGGGGCGCGCCGGCCUCUUGGGGUGCCCCUGCCUUGGGGAGGGGCCGUGACCACCCGCCUGUCGCCCGAGGCGGCCGCCGCUGCACCUUCACCGCGUACCCGGGACCCGCCCGCCCGCGGGAGAAACGUUGCUGAAGUGCUGCUGAAAGGGCCAGAGAUGCAAGGAUUUGGGACACAUUUUGAACCUUUAAGCUGUCUGACAUUGACUUCCUUUCAUUAUUAAUAAAGAAGAAGCAGGAGCUUAGGAUGUAUUAACACCAACUCAUUAAUAUACUAACCGGACAAUGUUCUACAAACAAUUCUACAUUGUAAAGGACUGGAUUGGCACAAAAUAAAAUAAUUUUAUUUUAUUCAGUUUAUAAUAUGACUCGAUGGAGGAAAAUUUGAUAAGCAUGAGGGAAGACCAUUCUUUUCAUGUUCGUUACAGAAUGGAAGCUUCUUGCCUAGAGCUGGCCUUGGAAGGGGAACGUCUAUGUAAAUCAGGAGACUGCCGCGCUGGCGUGUCAUUCUUUGAAGCUGCAGUUCAAGUUGGAACUGAAGACCUAAAAACACUUAGCGCUAUUUACAGCCAGUUGGGCAAUGCUUAUUUCUAUUUGCAUGAUUAUGCCAAAGCAUUAGAAUAUCACCAUCAUGAUUUAACUCUUGCAAGGACUAUUGGAGACCAGUUGGGGGAAGCGAAAGCUAGUGGUAAUCUGGGAAACACCUUAAAAGUUCUUGGGAAUUUUGAUGAAGCCAUAGUUUGUUGUCAGCGACACCUAGAUAUUUCCAGAGAGCUUAAUGACAAGGUGGGAGAAGCAAGAGCACUUUACAAUCUUGGGAAUGUGUAUCAUGCCAAAGGGAAAAGUUUUGGUUGCCCUGGUUCCCAGGAUGUAGGAGAAUUUCCAGAAGAAGUGAGAGAUGCUCUGCAGGCAGCCGUGGAUUUUUAUGAGGAAAACCUAUCAUUAGUGACGGCUUUGGGUGACCGAGCGGCACAAGGACGUGCCUUUGGAAAUCUUGGAAACACACAUUACCUCCUUGGCAACUUCAGGGAUGCAGUUAUAGCUCAUGAGCAGCGUCUCCUUAUUGCAAAAGAAUUUGGAGAUAAAGCGGCUGAAAGAAGAGCUUAUAGCAACCUUGGAAAUGCAUAUAUAUUUCUUGGUGAAUUUGAAACUGCCUCGGAAUACUACAAGAAGACACUACUGUUGGCUCGACAGCUUAAAGACCGAGCUGUAGAAGCACAGUCUUGUUACAGUCUUGGAAAUACAUAUACUUUACUUCAAGACUAUGAAAAGGCCAUUGAUUAUCAUCUGAAGCACUUAGCGAUUGCUCAAGAGCUGAAUGAUAGAAUUGGUGAAGGAAGAGCAUGUUGGAGCUUAGGAAAUGCAUACACAGCACUAGGAAAUCAUGAUCAAGCAAUGCAUUUUGCUGAAAAGCACUUGGAAAUUUCAAGAGAGGUUGGGGAUAAAAGUGGUGAACUAACAGCACGACUGAAUCUCUCAGACCUUCAAAUGGUUCUUGGUCUGAGCUACAGCACAAAUAACUCCAUAAUGUCUGAAAAUACUGAAAUUGAUAGCAGUUUGAAUGGUGUACGCCCCAAGUUGGGACGCCGGCACAGUAUGGAAAAUAUGGAACUUAUGAAGUUAACACCAGAAAAGGUACAGAACUGGAACAGUGAAAUUCUUGCUAAGCAAAAACCUCUUAUUGCCAAACCUUCUGCAAAGCUACUCUUUGUCAACAGACUGAAGGGGAAAAAAUACAAAACGAAUUCCUCCACUAAAGUUCUCCAAGAUGCCGGUAAUUCUAUUGACCACCGAAUUCCAAAUUCUCAGAGGAAAAUCAGUGCAGAUACUAUUGGAGACGAAGGGUUCUUUGACUUAUUAAGCCGAUUUCAAAGCAAUAGGAUGGAUGAUCAGAGAUGUUGCUUACAAGAAAAGAACUGCCAUACAGCUUCAACAACUUCUUCCACUCCCCCCAAAAUGAUGCUAAAAACACCAUCUGUUCCUGUGGUAUCCCCCAACACGGAUGAGUUUUUAGAUCUUCUUGCCAGCUCACAGAGUCGCCGUCUGGAUGACCAGAGGGCUAGUUUCAGUAAUUUGCCAGGGCUUCGUCUAACACAAAACAGCCAGUCGGUACUUAGCCACCUGAUGACUAAUGACAACAAAGAAGCUGAUGAAGAUUUCUUUGACAUCCUUGUAAAAUGUCAAGGAGCCAGAUUAGAUGAUCAAAGAUGUGCUCCACCACCUGCUACCACAAAGGGUCCGACAGUACCAGAUGAAGACUUUUUCAGCCUUAUUUUACGGUCCCAGGCAAAGAGAAUGGAUGAACAGAGAGUUCUUUUACAAAGAGAUCAAAACAGAGACACUGACAUUGGGCUAAAGGACUUUUUGCAAAGUAAUGCUUUGUUGGAGUUUAAAAAUUCAGAGAAAAAAUCAGCAGACCAUUAGUUACUAUGGAUAUACUUUUUUCCUUUCAAACACGGUAAGGAAACAACCUAUUACUUUUUUCCUUAAAAGGAGAAUUUAUAGCACUGUAAUACAGCUUAAAAUAUUUUUAGAAUGAUGUAAAUAGUUAACCUUCAGUAGUCUAUUAAGACAUUAAUACUUCUCUGGACACGUGCGUUUGAGGGUGGAGGUGUCCUGUAAGGUGCUUCUUCAUCUGUGAUUACUACUUGGGAUGUGUUCUUUGGCAGCUUGUUAGAUUACUUUACCUAGUGUUUGUAAAGUAGGAAGUUAAGUGAAUCACAGAUUAGAAUUUAAUCCUUUUAUGGAAAUAAUUUUUUAAAAUCUUGACAAUGGCUUUUUUUAUCCAUAACCAUGGAUGUAGUGGGAAACAAUGUUGUUUAGUAAAAAUAAUGUACUUGAUCAAUGUAAAAAAGUAUAUAAAAUAGUCUUAUUAAAAA